Molecule: messenger RNA, 1102 nt
Organism: Cydia strobilella
Lineage: Eukaryota; Metazoa; Arthropoda; Insecta; Lepidoptera; Tortricidae
Product: cuticle protein 18.6-like
Exons: 2
Coding region: 65-1048 (327 amino acids)
Cellular component (GO): extracellular matrix
Source: RefSeq, a predicted model, not a curated record
AAUUGAUCCGGUUUUUGACCCUAGACGCAGGGCGUGUCAUCGUCUGCGCAACUGUCACGUAUAAAUGCUGCGCGAGCGCUCAUCUCGGCACACUGACGAACAAACACCCGACAUGGCAGUCAAAAUCACAACCUUCUUCUGCAUGGUAGCAGCGGCCGCGGCCGGGGUCGUGGACGUCGCCCCCGCGGCAGUCCAGGUCGCGCCAGCCACCAAGGUGGUCUACGAGGAGCCCGAGGCCCCCGCCCAGUACGAGUACGAGUACUCCAUCCACGACCAGCUCUCCGGAGACUCUAAACAAGCCAAAGAGAACCGCAAUGGAGAUGCUGUCCACGGAUUCUACACUCUCGUUCAGCCCGAUGGCGUGCAGCGCAUCGUGGAGUACACUGCUGAUAAGAUCCACGGGUUCAACGCUGUGGUUCGCUACGAGGGAGUGCCCCAGAAGGUUGCGUACGCGGCUGCCCCCGCCCCGGUAGCCUACGCUCAGCCGGUUGCCAAAGUUGCCUACGCGCCUGCUUCAGCUCCAGUGGCUUAUGCCCAACCUGUCGCCAAAAUAGCCUACGCUCCUGCACCAGUUCAAGUGACUUAUGCUCAACCUGUUGCCAAAGUAGCGUAUGCCCCGGCGCCGGCACCAGUGGCCUAUGCCCAACCCGUCGCCAAAGUAGCCUACGCUUCUGCACCAGCUCAAGUGGCUUAUGCUCAACCUGUUGCCAAAGUAGCGUAUGCCCCGGCGCCGGCACCAGUGGCCUAUGCCCAACCCGUCGCCAAAGUAGCCUACGCUCCUGCACCAGCUCAUGUAGCUUAUGCUCAACCAGUUACUAAGGUAGCCUAUGCCCCAGGGCCAACCUACGCGCAACCCACCGCGUACGCACAACCAGCUCCCGUGGCCUACGCCCAGCCCGUCGCUAAAGUCGCGUACGCACCUGCUCCCGUGGCGUACGCCCAAGCCCCGGCCGCUCACCACGUGGCCUACGCGCCGGCCCCUCACGCGUACCCCGCCCACGUCGGCCAUGUCACCUACUCAUCGCCAGCUGUCUCAUACCAACAUUAAGUAAUUGUUAAGUUAAUAUUUAUUUUAAUACAUCACUAUAGCCAAUUGAUCGAA